Messenger RNA from Prunus armeniaca (apricot), 489 nucleotides. Lineage: Eukaryota; Viridiplantae; Streptophyta; Magnoliopsida; Rosales; Rosaceae. The record is from the annotation of a GenBank genome assembly.
AUGACAAGAGAUAGAAACAUAGGGGUGGCCGUCGAUUUCUCAAGGGGAAGCAAGAUUGCUCUGAAAUGGGCUAUCGAUAAUCUGGCUCAUGAAAAGGGUGACACCUUGUAUGCUAUCCAUGUCAAGCCCUCUCAGGGCGAUGAGAGCCGCAACCUUCUUUGGUCCACCACCGGAUCACCUCUGAUUCCAUUGGCGGAGUUCCGUCAAAAAGCGGUGAUGGAGAACUAUGAAGUCGAGGUCGAUCCGGAGGUCUUGGACUUGCUUGACACUGCACACAGGCAGAAACAUGUGACGGUGGUGUCAAAGCUUUACUGGGGUGAUGCGAGAGAGAAACUUUGUGGGGCAGUCGAAGAUCUAAAGCUUGACUGCUUGGUCCUUGGAAGCAGGGGCCUUGGUACCAUCCAAAGGGUGCUGCUGGGAAGUGUGUCCAGCUACGUUAUGGCAAAUGCAACCUGCGCCGUCACCAUUGUCAAGGAUCACAGUGCUUAA